UGGGCCCGUAGAGCCACAGGUGACCCGCCGUUAGCGUUUGCGAUGUACUUUGACCCUCGUCGCUCGCACUACAAUGUCAAAACACGGAAGGCUCGGACGAUGCAUCUGUUAUGGCAAAGGGGAGCCCGAGGAAGAGCUCAGAAGACACAUCUUCAGGCUUGAACCAGGCGACCCAGAAAGAGAUGACACAGCCAGGGACACGCGCCUCCCCCCUCGCCGCCCUGGCUUUGGUCGUGGCCGUCUGCGUGGUGCCGCUGACGGCGCAGAUAUCCGCCUCUGGCCUCUCUCAUCACAAGCACAUAACCCUGAAGAUGGAUGAGGCCAUUCUGACCGUCAACAAUGAGCUGGACACGGAGGUGGUGGUGUCCUGGGUGUCAGAGCGAUGCUACCAGUGUUUGUAUCAGCAGCUGGGGGUGCUACCUGCAGGGCCCGGUCCUGGCCGGCCCAGUUCUGCCAGCUUCGUUGUGAGCACACGCCAUGAAAUGACACUACAGAUGAACAGCACCACGGAGAGCUGCACGAUUCCAUUUCACUUCGGGGAGCAGGGGAACUACUCUCUGUGGGUGAAAAACCUCAACAACUCCUCAGUGGUCAAGUGCUCUGUAGUGACUGACGCGGAACCUGUCAACAGCUACAUACCGAUCUUGGUAGCUUUCCUUGUCUUGGCUGGGCUGGCCCUGUCCUCCGCCAUCGGAACCAAAAUAUUUGGGCUCGACGUCGUGAAGCGUUUCCUGUACCGAAUGAGCGGCUCCAUGGAGACAGAGAGGCUCAUCAACUCUGAGCUGGGCUCCCCUGGCAGGACGGUGUCACUCGUUGCGGACAACAUCCUCCCUCCAGCUCCCAGCCCCAGCAAGAGGCUGCGCUCUCUGGACACAUUCAGAGGUUUGUCCUUGGUCAUCAUGGUGUUUGUGAACUAUGGAGGGGGGCGAUACUGGUUCUUUAGACACGAGAGCUGGAAUGGCCUGACUGUUGCAGAUCUCGUCUUCCCUUGGUUUGUGUUCAUAAUGGGGACGUCCAUCGCGCUGUCCAUCAACUCCCUGCUCCGCGCGGGCUCCUCCCGCCGCUCGCUGCUGGGGAAAGUGGCGUGGAGGAGCAUGCAGCUCUUCGUCAUCGGCGUCUUCGUCGUCAACCCAAACUACUGCCAGGGGCCGCUAUCUUGGGACAACCUGAGGAUCCCCGGUGUGCUGCAGCGACUGGCCUGGUCUUACUUGGCUGUGGCCUGCCUGGAUCUGUUGGUGGCAAGAGGCCAUCUUGACAUCCUUACAGCGGAGGCUUGGUGGUCCCCUGGCGUUGACAUCUUGCUGUAUUGGCCGGCCUGGCUGUGUGUGCUUCUCCUAGAAGCCGUCUGGCUGUGCCUCACUUUCCUACUUCCUGUUCCAGGUUGCCCAACAGGCUAUCUGGGUCCAGGGGGGAUCGGCGACAUGGGCCUGUACGCCAACUGCACCGGGGGGGCAGCCGCUCUCAUCGACCGAUGGCUGCUCGGAGAGAGCCACGUCUACCAGACGCCUUCGUCGCGGGUGAUUUAUGCGACUCGUGUGCCCUACGAUCCAGAAGGCGUUCUUGGCAGCAUCAACUCCAUCCUCAUGGCUUUUCUUGGACUGCAGGCAGGAAAAAUAAUCUUACACUACAGAGAUUUCCACAAAAGUAUAAUGUCAAGAUUUCUCACAUGGGGUCUCCUACUGGGAGUCAUAUCAACCAUUCUGACCAAAUGCUCCACAGACCGCGGCUUGAUUCCCGUCAACAAAAACCUCUGGUCUCUGUCCUAUGUGACCACGCUGGCCUGCUUCGCCUACGUGCUGCUGGUGCUGGUCUACUACGCGGUGGACGUGAAGGGCUGGUGGUCCGGAGCCCCCUUCUACUACCCUGGUAUGAACUCCAUCCUCGUGUACGUGGGCCACGAAGUGUUCAAGGACUACUUCCCCUUCCGGUGGCGGAUGGCCAACAGCCAAUCACACGGCGAGCACCUGGCCCAGAACCUCGUGGCCACAUCCUGUUGGAUCCUCAUCUCCUACGUGCUCUACAGGAAGAAGAUCUUCUGGAAGAUUUAAGAAGAAAAGUGGUGGAACCAGGGGGGGGGCAAGUGAGAAAUGUUCACGACCGGAAUGGACUUAAUAUCUGAAACAUUUGGAAAGCGGGAAACUGGACAUUGAUUCAUUUUUGUCAAAUCUACGGUGGUUCUGCCACUGAAAGUAUGGAGGUUACUUCUGUCACACAGCACUUCUUUUCAUUUAUUGAAUUUUUUUUUUUUUCUUUUUCUUUCAAAGAUCUUCAGAUACGAAACGUCUCGACUCACUCGGGAAGAACGCAAAUAGGGAUUUGAGAACACUGACAUUGUUAAUCAACCAUUUAAUUGUGUUAUAGUAGCUCAGCAGAAGCAGCAGGCCGUCCCGUGCUGGUUCGUUGACUUCCCUUUUAGGAGAAUCCCAGCUGUCGUCUUAAGUGCUGUCACUUUACUCUAAAAAGCGCAAGUGUUUUUUUUAUUAUAAUUUUGUUGUUGUUUUGAAAGUGACCUGAAAUGAGUCGCCCCCGAGAGAAAAGGCCACCAGUAAGUCAUUGGGAUGUCUCGUUAUUUCCACUGCACUGCGGGAGAUGGGGGUGAUAUUUAAACAAGAGGAAACCAGAUGGAAAGGUUUUAAAAUAUGAAAGGUCUAGCUGUCCGCUGCAAUAUAUCAUCAUUCAUAUAUAUUCAUAUCAUAUGCCUCAUUUCUCAUCUUUUCAGGUGUGUAUAAUAUAUAUAUAUAUAUAUAUAUAUAUAUUUUUUUUGCUAUUUCCUGCUACCAGUGCUGUGACAUGAUGCUGCGUGUUACCCAGUAAUGAGGGAAGUGAAGGGGGCGAUGUGAGAUGACUGCAGGGUGCAUGCUUUGCAUUUGUGGGGAGGUCUGCAGAAGGAUGCAUGUGUAUGGGUUUUUCCUUUCUGAUCAGGUUGUUUUUUUUUUUUCUCACUGUGUUGGCUCUUUUUGAGUUGCCAUUUCUUGAAUGUUUUGUGAGUUAAUAGAAAUACUGUACAGCCACAUACAGAAGUUGAAUUGUUGGAUUUAAAGACGUGAUCAUGCUAUUACUCUCACAAUAUUGCACACAUGUACGUUUGGCAGUUAUUACUUUUCUCAAUGCAUUCUGCAAAAUCCUAUGGUCAGUCUGGGAAAUAUCCAAAUGCUGUCUGUGAUUUUGGAAUAAUCUUUCAUCUAAAUUGAUGAAAUUAAUUUAGCCAAACUUUUAUACAUUGUUUGUUUUAUACUACGCCAUUUGAGAAUCAGUUUAUGUAAUAAAAUGUAAAUACAUCCAAGACGUUA
Gasterosteus aculeatus aculeatus (three-spined stickleback) is the source of this 3290-nucleotide messenger RNA. RefSeq names its product heparan-alpha-glucosaminide N-acetyltransferase (gene hgsnat). The record is from RefSeq and is a predicted model, not a curated record. NCBI's taxonomy places the organism in Eukaryota, Metazoa, Chordata, Actinopteri, Perciformes, Gasterosteidae.